This is a messenger RNA of Erythranthe guttata (spotted monkey flower), 2267 nucleotides long. The record is from RefSeq and is a predicted model, not a curated record. Lineage: Eukaryota; Viridiplantae; Streptophyta; Magnoliopsida; Lamiales; Phrymaceae.
ACCAGUAAAUUUUUUUUUUUUUGUUUUUUUUUUAAAUUGAAAUCUUCGAUUAUCGUAGAUACUUGAGAAGUACAACAUUAUAUAGGGAUAUAUAGUUCUUGAGAAAUCUUACAUUUAUUUGUAGAUUAAUCAUAUAAAUAUCAAGGAGUCAAUCAUAUAAAUGUAUAAAUAUAUACAUUUAUUUGUGAUAAUGCUCCCCUUGCAUUUAUAUACAGUUACAGUCUCGUUUGGUUGUCAAUAUACGAUUAAUCGAGAUAUGUUUAUAUAAUUUUUAUAAGAACUCAAUCGAGAUCCAACGCAUAAUCAUCAAUUAACUAAGAAAAGCACAAAACUAAAUGAUUUGAAAUGAAAAAAAACCCUAAUAUAAAAUGCAGGUAAAUAAGAAGUGGUAGUGUAUAAAGAGAUUAUGACAUCAAGAACAAGAGAGAGUGGUCCUCCUGGAAAGGAGAAGAGAGGAACUUCUCCUUCGUAUUUGCCCAACACGACACAGACCAAACGAAGUCCCAAUCCUUCGAAAAACAACUCCCCAGCAAAAACCCACGAUUCUACUACAUCCGAAAAACCCGUCCCGAAUUAUCUCAAGCCCACGUUAUCUUCGGGCAACGAUUUUGUCUCCAAACAACAAGGCAAAAAACCAUUUUUAUCAGCCACUUCAGACAGCACUAACAAGGCCAGUCUUACGAGAAGAAGAUCGUUCGACAAACCACCGUCAUCUUCUUCCCAAACGCAAAAAUCGCGUGUUUCUCCAAGUCCCACUCUCCGAUCUUCCUCGUUUUCUGCGAAAAGCACUACUGCCUCGUCGCAGAGAGGGGUUUUGGAAAAGAACUCGAAACAGCACGGUUUGUACGCUAGGCCUGUAAAUACUACUAGCAAGAAGGGGGGCGUUAUCGUCAAAAAGCAAGAGGCUGCUGCAAAGGAACAAGUGGUGACUAGCCCUACUGACAAAGUCGAUAAUCUCGACUUACUUAAUGUUCCGGAACCUGAAACGUUGUCCAAAGAUCAAGAAUCUGGCACCGAUGAAGCUGAAGACGAAAAGUCGGUCAAAAUUGGAAGCGUUGACCAAAAGGGGUCGAACAAUUUGGUGAUGGAAGAAGAUCUAGAACCGGUAAGUAUCGAGCAGAGUGAAGGCGAAUCGGAGAAAGAUGAUAAGGAUGCUGUAAUUGUGACCGCCAACUCUCCUACAGAUAUAAAAUACGAGGAUUCUUCCAAGAUUGUUGCAGUUAGCUCUCCUACAGAUAUAAAACACGAGGAAUCCAAGAUUGUGACAGUUGAGUCUCCUACAGAUCAAAAACACGAGGAUUCCAAGAUAACGACAGUCGAUUCUCCGACAGAUAUAGAACAUGUGGAGUCUCCUACAGUGUUGGAAAACCAGGAUGUCUCUCCUGGAGUUAAGACAGACGAUCCAGAAAUCGAAUCACAGACAGAAGAAAUAAGCAGCAAGCAAGAGGAAGUUAAAGAACAUAGCGUCGAUGAAUCGAAUAACAUUAAUAGUACUGAUGAAAGUGUCGCAGGUAACCCUAAUGAAGAGACUGAGGAGAAGAAGAAACAACAAGAAGAAGAAGCAAAAGCAGUAGCAUUGAACGAGAAAGAAGCAGAAGCUAGUCGAAUUGAAUCCCACGAGUCUAAACAAACGGAAGUGCAAGAAGAAGCAGUUGUGCAAGAAAAUGUAAAAGAAGCAGAAUCUCACGAGUCUAAACAAACAGAAGUAGAAGAAGAAGCUGUUGUGCAAGAAAAGCCAAAAGAAGCAGAAGAUACUGAAUUUGAAACUAAACAAGCAGAAGUUGAAGAAGAAGCUGUUGUGCAAGAAAAGGUAAAAGAAGCAGAAGCUAGUGAAGUUGAAACUAAACAAGCAGAAGUAGAAGAAGCUGUUGUGCAAGAAAAGCCAAAAGAAGCAGAAGCUAGUGAAGUUGAAACUAAACAAGCAGAAGUACAAGAAGUUGUUGUGCAAGAAAAGCUAAAAGCAGUUGAAAAUCAAGGACCGAAGGUACAAGUAAUGGCACAUGGGAAAAAAGAAUGUGGAGUGUCGAACGAUCAUAUAGAGGAAACGGCGAGCAGGCUUCGUGAACAGAGGAAAAAUAGGGUUAAAGCACUUGCUGGAGCCUUUGAGUCUGUCAUAUCCUUGCAAGAGACUAAGUAAACAUUUAAAAAAAAAAAAAAAGCCCUUUUUAGUUACGGAAACGAAAGAAGAUUUCCGAUCCUAUUGAUUUACGGGGAAAAGUUGGCGACUUUAAUUUUUAUUUGUUUUUCAAGAUUGAAUCAUCUUCUGU